AUGAAAAUGUUCUUGAUUCUCGUCUCUUUCUUCAUGAUUCUCGGAAGAAUUUCGUGCUCCAGUGAAGAAGAAAACAAGGAUACCAACGAAUUCAAUGGUAUUCCCACCAACAAUUGCUCGGAGAAGUACAACGCAACCUGGUUCAACCGCCAUUUUAACGAGAGCUCACCCACCUACAUGAAAGCUGGGAAUACCUUGAACGCAAAAUGUUAUCUUCUCAAUGACCAAGGAACAAUGAAUACUGCCGUUUCUACAAUCAAAAAGCAUUGUGGAAACAAACCAGCAGCUGUUAUGGUUCAGCAUGUUAAUCGAGCAAGAAAAUGUUUCCAAUGCGAACUGGCUCCACAAACUACUAUCUCCUUUCACUGA
Messenger RNA from Caenorhabditis remanei, 369 nucleotides. RefSeq lists its product as uncharacterized. The record is from RefSeq and is a predicted model, not a curated record. NCBI's taxonomy places the organism in Eukaryota, Metazoa, Nematoda, Chromadorea, Rhabditida, Rhabditidae. The transcript is spliced from 4 exons. Bases 1 to 369 code for a protein of 122 amino acids.